CCGACAUGCCUUCUGAUAAGCGAUGCGUUCCUAAAGAUUCCUCUGCAAAGUAAUUGGGUUCUAGUUUGUUUUAAAUGUAAAAUCAAAUGUGCCGCUGUCUUGCUUCGAGGUGAGAUAAGUAGUUAAACGUUAACGUCGCCUAAAUCUGUUGUUUUGUCUUCACACAGCGAAGUGACAUCAACAUGGCAGACUUUGGAGAGAUCCUCAGGAACAUCGGAGAGUUUGGCUUGUUCCAGCAGCUUACUCUGACUGCGCUCGCGUUUCCAAACUUCUGCCAGGGUUUUCUGAUGUCCGGGUUUCUUUUCAUCCAGUCCGACCCGGAGCGACACUGCAACACGGACUGGAUCCUCAGAGCUGCUAACCUGACCACAGAGGAGCAGCUGAACCUCACGGUGCCCAGGGAGGAGGAUGGGAGCUUCAGUCGGUGUCGGAUGUUCGUCCCUGUGGACUGGGACAUCCAGGAUAUCAGGGCAUAUGGACUCAAUGAGACAACAGGCUGCAGGGACGGAUGGGUUUAUGGCAGCAUGCUGUAUGAAUCCACCAUAGUUACCGAUUUUGAUCUGGUGUGUGGCCAGUCCAACAUGGUGGGAGUGAUACAAACUGUGUUUCUGGCCGGAAUCCUUCUGGGUUCUCUCAUGUUUGGACCUUUUGCUGAAUCGUUCGGUCGUAAACGAGCAACUCAAAUUCCAGCAGUAAUAUUGUUUGUGUUCACCUUGACAACAGCUCUGUGCCCCAGCAUUUACUUAUAUUUAGCGUCCAUUUUCUUCAUGGGAGUUGGAGCUGGUGGAUAUCGAGUCAACUGUAUUAUACUGUCCACCGAAUGGAUCGGGGUGUCCAAAAGGUCAUGGGGAGCAUGUGUGACGCAGCUCUUCAGCUCGGUCGGUCAGUGCGUCCUGGCUGGUACCAUCUACGGCAUCAGAAAGUGGAGAGUGGCUCAACUGAUCGGUGCAGCGCCUCUUGCAGUGGUUAUUGUCUACAUAUGGUUCAUCCCAGAGUCAGCCAGGUGGCUGUUAAACAAGGGACGGACAGAGGAGGCAAAGCAGCUCAUUGCCAACGCAGCAGCCAUUAACAAACAGCCGAUCCCUCACUCUCUGCUGGAAAAGGUUACCGUGAACACAACCCCAAACAAUGGUGGCAUGAAGAUCAUUUUCAGGUCCCCACUACUCACCAGAUAUUUCCUUACUGUUGUACUGGCUUGGUUUUCACUGAACCUUUGCAUCUACUGCCUGUACUUAGACAUGGGAAGCCUCGGCUUUAGCAUCUUUUUGACCCAGUUCCUCUUUGGUGCUUUUGAAAUACCUGCUAAUCUACUCUCCAUGUGGCUGUUGGAGAUUUUUGGGAGAAAAGCGUUAUUCAUAUUUACCCUGGCAAUAGGAGGACUUUCAUCCUUGCUCAUUGUUGCUGUCCCCCAAGAACAUGCUGUCGCUGUUACGUCUUUGGCUGUGGCCGCUCGCUUCUUCCUGGUCUGGGCUGGUUCUGUAGCAUGUGUCUACAUCCAGGAGUUGAGUCCAACAUCAGUUCGACAAACUGCCACCGCUUUGGGCUCGAUAGCAGCAAGAGCAGGAGUGUUACUGGCUCCGCUGCUGAACAUGCUGGCCGUGUACCACUGGGUCAUCCCCAUCGUCAUUUCAAGCAGCCUGACAAUCAUCGGCGGAGUCCUUGGCUUCCUGCUCCCAGAGACCAAGAAAACUGAGCUUCCUGAGACGGCUGAAGAGGCUGAGAAAAACAGAAUCACACCAUCAGAAUCCCAUUUACCUUCUGAGUCGACUAAGCUCUGAACUUUUGCCUGUCUACCUGUUUCAACAUACAUUACUGGCAACACCCAUGGCAAAUAUUUAUUCUGCAAGAACAGAGAUUUGUUCUUUUAC
Messenger RNA from Poecilia latipinna (sailfin molly), 1868 nucleotides. RefSeq names its product solute carrier family 22 member 13-like. Lineage: Eukaryota; Metazoa; Chordata; Actinopteri; Cyprinodontiformes; Poeciliidae. Gene Ontology annotation, molecular function: transmembrane transporter activity. Gene Ontology annotation, cellular component: membrane. Gene Ontology annotation, biological process: transmembrane transport. Bases 183 to 1778 code for a protein of 531 amino acids. The transcript is spliced from 11 exons. The record is from RefSeq and is a predicted model, not a curated record.